Messenger RNA from Populus trichocarpa (black cottonwood), 1549 nucleotides. Its product is annotated as homeobox-leucine zipper protein HAT4. The record is from RefSeq and is a predicted model, not a curated record. Gene Ontology annotation, cellular component: nucleus. Gene Ontology annotation, biological process: regulation of DNA-templated transcription. The transcript is spliced from 4 exons. Bases 248 to 1165 code for a protein of 305 amino acids. Gene Ontology annotation, molecular function: DNA-binding transcription factor activity, RNA polymerase II-specific; sequence-specific DNA binding. Lineage: Eukaryota; Viridiplantae; Streptophyta; Magnoliopsida; Malpighiales; Salicaceae.
CUACCACCACUUCCCCACCCCCCUUCCCCCUCUCUCUUUUCUAUAUAAUCCCCCACACGCACUCUCUUCCUAAUCCAAACACAAUCAACUCUCCAUCUCUCCUGUUCUCUCUCUCUCUCUCAAAACAGAACCAAAACAGAAAAACCUUGAUUUUAAGCUUAGUUUCCUGCCCAUUUAUAUACAAAACUAGGUUAUAUAAUUUGCAGCAGGGUUUUAAUAAACCCCUUUUCUUUCUGGGAAAAGGAAGAUGAUGAUGGCUGAGAAGGAAGAUCUGGGUUUGAGUUUAAGUCUCAGUGUUCCUCAAAAUCAGCAUUCUCUGCAGUUUAAUCUCAUGCCUUCACUGGUUCCAUCUACUGCUGCUUCUUCUCUUUCUGGGUUCAAUCCUCAAAAACCCUCAUGGAAUGCGACCUUCCCUCCUUCAGAUCAAAACUCUGAUCCAUACCGCGCCGAGACCAGAUCGUUCCUUCGAGGAAUCGACGUGAACAGGUUACCAUCUACAGCUGAUUGUGAAGAGGAGGCAGGUGUAUCGUCUCCAAAUAGCACGAUAUCGAGUAUAAGUGGAAAGAGAAGCGAAAGAGAAGGGAUUAACGGAGAGGAGCAUGAGAUGGAGAGAGAUUAUUCUCGUGGAAUCAGUGAUGAAGAGGAUGGUGAUACCUCGAGAAAGAAGCUCAGGCUCUCUAAAGAUCAGGCAGCUAUUCUUGAAGAAAGUUUUAAAGAACACAACACUCUCAACCCAAAGCAGAAGAUGGCCUUGGCUAAACAGCUAGGACUCCGACCUAGACAAGUGGAGGUGUGGUUUCAGAACCGAAGGGCAAGGACAAAGCUGAAGCAAACUGAGGUUGACUGUGAGUUCUUGAAGAGGUGCUGUGAGAACCUAACGGCGGAGAACAGGAGGUUGCAAAAGGAAGUUCAGGAGCUCAGAGCACUGAAACUUUCCCCGCAGUUCUACAUGCAAAUGACCCCACCAACCACCCUCACCAUGUGCCCAUCAUGUGAGCGUGUAGCGGUCCCACCGUCCGCAUCAUCCACCGUUGAUGCUAGGUCCCAUCCCCAUAUGGGCCCCACUCCUCCUCAUCACAGGCCCAUCCCCAUCAACCCAUGGGCCCCAGCCGCACCAAUCACACGUGGACCGACUCCGUUUGAUGUACUACGUCCUAGAUCGUAAUUAGAACAGAAAACAAGUGCCACUUGGUCAUUUAACUCUUCCAGGGGCUAGUGGGACGUGUAGGAAAUGGAGGGGGCAAGAGCCAGGUGUAACAGCGUACCGUAUUCUCGUGCUCGAAGUCUUUGGUCUAAGAUAUGGUUGUUGCAGUGCGUGCGAUUCGGUGGGUCUUCAUGUUUUGUAUUAUUGACCCAUCAAUCUCUUAAAAAACAGGGUUGACAUAAUUAGUUUAAUCUGUGUAGCGUUAGCAAAUUAAUACUAAAUACUCCUUUUCCUGUCAAACACAGAAAAGCCGUGAAACGGGAGGAAGAGGACUUUGGAUGUAAAGAUCAGUAUUUCCUUGUUAUUUUAACCUAGUCGAAGCCAAGCGAGGUGUUUUUCCUUUAA